Molecule: messenger RNA, 4639 nt
Organism: Seriola aureovittata
Lineage: Eukaryota; Metazoa; Chordata; Actinopteri; Carangiformes; Carangidae
Product: NACHT, LRR and PYD domains-containing protein 3-like
Exons: 11
Coding region: 164-3604 (1146 amino acids)
Molecular function (GO): protein binding
Source: RefSeq, a predicted model, not a curated record
CUCAUGUCGAGUCAAAGGGAUGAUGUGGAUAUAAAUAAAUGAGGAAGUGAUGAGUCAGUCAGUUGAGAGCAGCGAGCAGAACGGGAGGAACUGUGAGCAGAGGCGACAGUACACUGAUCCCCCUCCCCUUCCCUGAAGUCCUGGUUUACCUGUCAGACCAGAGAUGAUGAAUGAUGUGGAGGAAGACGAGGACGGAGCAGAGUCUCCAGUCCCCAGCUGUUGGUCUAUGAAGAGUGACCUGUCCAAAGAUGAACCUCCAUUCUUCAGUAAUGAACCUGGACCUUCACACACACAAGGUGAGUCCUACAGACGGAGAGCAGAGUCUCCAGUCUCCAGCUGUUGGUCUAUGAAGAGUGACCGGUCCAAAGAUCGUCCUCCAGUCUUCAGUGAUGAACCUGGACCUUCACACUCACAAGGGAGGAAGAGGAGUGAUGUCUCUGUGUCCAGCUGUGCUCUGUGUCAGGACGUCCUGAAGGAUCCAGUCUCUACCAGCUGUGGACACUGGUUCUGCAGACAGUGCAUCACCUCAUACUGGGACCAGUCUGGUUCUUCAGGAGACUCCUCCUGUCCCCAGUGUGGACAAAGACCCAGAACAAGACCUGGACUGCAGACAGCCAGUCAGACCAGCACUGAACAAACAGAUAGUGGUCUGCAGGAGGUUUUAGAUCAACAUAAGAUCAGUCUGAGGAGCAGAUGUGAACAUGUGACUGAAGGAACUGAUGGAACAGGAAGUGGAACCCUCCUCAACAGGAUCUACACUGAGCUCCACAUCACAGAGGGACAGAGUGAAGAGGUUAAUACCCAACAUGAGGUGAGGCAGCUGGAGACAACUUCCAAGAUGGAGACCCUCCAUGACGCUCCAAUCAGGUGCCACGACAUCUUUAAAGCCUUACCUGACCAGCAGAGACCCAUCAGAGUGGUUCUGACCAACGGCGUCGCUGGCGUUGGAAAAACCUUCUCGGUGCAGAAGUUCUCUCUGGACUGGGCAGAGGGCUUGGAGAACCAAGAUGUCAGUCUGCUGGUUCUGCUUUCGUUCAGGGAGCUGAACCUGAUCAGAGAUCAGCAGUACAGUCUUCUCAGGCUGCUCCAUGUUUUCCAUCCAACAUUACAGAAGGUCACAGCAGAGCAGCUCGCUGUCUGUAAAGUUCUGUUCAUCUUUGACGGCCUGGAUGAAAGCAGACUGUCACUGGAUUUCAACAACAGGAAGUCUGUGUCUGAUGUCACACAGGAGUCAUCAGUCAACGUGCUGCUGACAAACCUCAUCAGGGGGAAUCUGCUUCCCUCGGCUCUCGUCUGGAUAACUUCCAGACCUGCGGCGGCCAAUCAGAUCCCUCCUACAUGUGUGGACAGGGUAACAGAAGUACGAGGCUUCACUGACGCCCAGAAGGAGGAGUACUUCAGGAGGAGAUCCAGUGAUGAAGAGCUGUCCAGCAGAAUCAUCUCACACAUCAAGACGUCCAGGAGCCUCCACAUCAUGUGUCAAGUCCCAGUCUUCUGCUGGAUCACUGCUACAGUUCUGGAGCACAUGUUGACCACAGACCAGAGAGGAGAGCUGCCCCAGACCCUGACUGACCUGUUCUCACACUUCCUGCUGGUUCAGACACAGAGGAAGAAGAACAAGUACCAUGAGGGACGUGAGACGAGUCCACAGGAGCUGACGGAGGCUGACGGGGAAGUUCUUCUGAAGCUGGGGAGGCUGGCGUUUGAACAUCUGGAGAAAGGAAACAUCAUGUUCUACCAAGAAGACCUGGAGCAGUGUGGUCUUGAUGUCACAGAGGCCUCGGUGUACUCAGGACUUUGUACUGAGAUCUUCAGAAGAGAGAGUGUGAUCUUCCAGAAAACAGUCUACUGCUUUGUUCAUCUGAGCGUUCAGGAGUUUCUGGCUGCAGUCUACAUGUUCCACUGUUACACCAACAGGAACACAGAGGUCCUGAAGGGCUUCCUGGGAAAAGACUGGGCAUAUGAAAAAAUUGAUUCAGCCAUGGAUGAUGUUUAUGAUUAUUAUGAUGUUGAUGUUGAUGAUGAUGAUGAUGAUGACGACGACGACGACGACGAUGAUGAAGUGUCUGAUUGUAUAUACCCUUCAUCAGUGGCCUUCUUCAAGAAAACAAUGACAAAAGCACUCCAAAGUAGAAAUGGUCACCUGGACCUGUUUGUUCGCUUCCUUCAUGGCCUCUCUCUGGAGUCCAACCAGAGACUCUUAGGAGGUCUGCUGGGUCAGACAGAGAACAGUCCAGAAACCAUCCAGAGAGCCAUCACCAACCUGAAGGAGAUGAACACUUAUGAUAUCUCUCCUGACAGAAGCAUCAACAUCUUCCACUGUCUGAUGGAGAUGAAGGAUCACUCAGUUCAUCAGGAGAUCCAAGAGUUCCUGAAGUCAGAGAACAGAUCAGAGAAGAAACUCUCUGUGAUCCACUGCUCAGCUCUGGCCUACAUGCUGCAGAUGUCAGAGGAGGUUCUGGAUGAGUUGGACCUGGAGAAGUUCAACACAUCAGUGGAGGGACGACAGAGACUGAUCCCAGCUGUGAGGAACUGCAGGAAGGCUCGGUUUCUUGGUUGUGGACUCUCAGAGACUCACUGUGAACUCUUGGCCUCAGCUCUGAAGUCCAGCCCUUCCCACCUGAGACACCUCGAUCUAAGUGGAAACUAUCUGCAACAUCUAGGAGUGAAGUUGCUGUCUGCUGGACUGAAGAGUCCACACUGUGAACUGGAGACUCUGAGGCUUGAUAAAUGUGAACUGACAGAGAGCUGCUGUAUUUUUCUGGCCUCAGCCCUGAGGUCCAACCCAUACCAUCUGAAAGAGCUGGACCUCAGUCACAACGCUCUGCAGGACUCUGGGGUGAAGCUGCUGUCAGCUGAGCUGGAGAGUCCAGACUCCCGUCUGGAAAGUUUGAGACUGAGGUGCUGUAGCUUGGUGGAGAACAGCUGCUUCCAUCUGGCCCCAGCUGUGAAGUUCCCUCUGAGAGAGCUGGACCUGAGUGAGAACAACCUUCAGGAUUCAGGAGUGAAGCAGCUGUUGAAGCAGCUGUCUGCCAGACUGGACACUUUACAUAGUAGACUGGAGACUCUGAGGUUGAGUGGCUGCAGUUUGUCAGAGAUCAGCUGUUCUUCUCUGGCCUCAGCUCUGAAGUCCAACCCCUCCCACCUGAGACAACUGGACCUGAGUGGAAACAACAAGCUGCAGGAUUCAGGAGUGAGUGAGCUGUCUGCUGGACUGGAGAGUCCAAACUGUGGACUGGAGACUCUGAGGCUGAGUCGUUGUCGGAUCACGCAUGAAGGCUGUUCUUCUCUGACCUCAGCUCUGAAGUCCAACCCCUCCCAUCUGAGAGAACUGGACCUGAGUCUCAACAAGCUGCAGGAUUCAGGAGUGAAGGAUCUGUGUGGUUUUCUGGAGAGUCCAGACUGUGGACUGGAGACUCUGAGAUUGAGGUUCUGCAGUUUGUCAGAGAUCAGCUGUUCUUCUCUGACCUCAGCUCUGAAGUCCAACCCCUCCCACCUGAGACACCUGGACCUGAGUAACAACAAGCUGCAGGAUCCAGAUGUGAAGCAGCUGUGUGAUCUUAAGGAGAGUCCAGACUGUCGACUGGAGACUCUCUCUCAUUAAACAAAGUUGUCAAUAUGGAUCACUCUGUUCUGAACCAAAAGACUUCAAAUUACAAAGAAAAAAAGAAUAAUAAAAGAAAAGAAGGGUUAAAUGUUGAUGAUGCAAAUCAUCAGCCCAGACGCCCUGACUUCACUUCUGUCAGUGUGUCACAAGUCACAGAUAACAGCAGGACUGGAUGCAAACUUUAAUAAACUGAGUUCGCUCAAGUAAACCGCUCUAUAACCAGGAUCAGCCUCCUCUGCUGCUGCACACACACUUCACUGUGAGAGAGUUCUCAGGUGGAGGGUUUAACUUAUCCAUUUGAAAAGAAGGUUAUCCAUAUGUGGGCGGAGCACCACGUGCACCUUACCUGGAGUGAGGCCUCUUUUUUUGUUUAAAUUUAAGAUGACCAAAACAUACUGUAAUAAUUUGAACCUGCGCUGUGAAUAUUGUCAUUAUUUGCUGUUUGUUAUAUUGAUUAUUGUUAUGAUGUAUCUCUAGGGUAGAAACUUAGCCAUAUCAUUUAUAUGUCGUAACAAAUGUCAUCACUACACAGGUAAUGUGGACAAAGAGUACCGCACCUGCCUCCUGCUUAUUGAUGGUUCUGUCAGGUGUCAAUUCAGCCUGUACUCAGUGGUGGUGAGUGACGUCAACAUCAUGUGAUGAUGUGUUUGUGUUUCUCCCUCCUGAAGUGGAUGAAGUUGACAAACCAUCAGAGGCAACGUAGAGCGGGUCAGCAGAGAAACGGCUCGGAAACGUAGACGUCAUCAUGACGCCAUAGACUGAUGUGAUUUGUUUUUUGUGUGUAAUUGUAUGGUUGUGUGAUUUUACAUUUCUAAGGAAGAAGGUUAGUGCCACGUGAAAUUUAUUUAUUUCAUAAUUCUGAUUUUCUUUUUUUAAUUCAGAAUGUGUUUUUGCAUGUGGCCCUAAUCCUCUUCCGUACAUUUCUGACGUAGGGUGCGUAUUAAAUGUUAAAUGUUCGAUUCUUAAUCUGAAGGUACUUCUGAUUAAAUAAAGAUAAUAAAAGCAAAAACUUACCUGAGAGUUGCACGUUGA